CACAGGCACGAGGAUAGAAAAUACAAAGAGACUCUGCUGUCUCAACCUCCACACAGAGACUAGACAGAAGCAACGUGAAGUGAAGUGUUUGCUCAGAUACAGAAAAGCGGAGAAGUUAAUCAUGCUGAGACCCAAAGAUCUCGGUCAAGAUUCCGGGACCAAGACUUUCCUUGAUGCCAUGAACAGCGGCAAGGUCCACUUGGCACGCUUUGUCCUUGAUGCUCUGGAUGGAAGGAUUAUCAACUCCAAGACAGAGAACGGCAAAACCCCACUAAUGUUUGCCAUUUCUCUGCCAGAUCCAGGGUUGAGAAUGAAAUUCACAAGGCUGCUUCUGGAGAAGGGGGCUGAUGUGAACUGCCAGGAGGGCCAGGGAAGGACAGCACUAAGCUUGGCUUGUGAACUGGGGCACCUUGAUGUGGUGAAGCUGUUGGUGCAGUUUAAUGCCGACCCUGAGAUCCAAGACGCCUGGGGAAACAGCGCCCUGAUGUAUGCAGCCUGCUCCGGACACAGCCAAGUUCUGGAAUUUCUCAUCAGAGCUUUCAAGAGGCUUGGACUAAAGCUGGACAGGACCAACCAUGCUGGUCACUCGGCUAUCCAAAUGGCCAAUCUUUUUGGCCACAGCCAGUGUGUACAUGCAUUGAACAUCCCAGGAAACAAGUGCCCAGGGUCAGAAGACCAGCUGUUGGACAUGAAAAGUAAAGAGCUGGGAGAACCACGGAACCCAACCCGGCCGCCGAAGCAAGUGCUUGAAAGGUUCACAAAACAGUUUCAGGAUAAAUGCGAAGACCACCUCCCGACUCUUUUUCAAAAGCAACUGAGAGUGGGAGAUAGCAUCGGACUGAGGAAACGAGUUAAAGCUCAAAACCAGUCCCCAGAUAGAAAAUGUCAGCAUCAACCUUUUAUAAGUCAUCUGAAACAUGUGCUGCACCACAAGGACGGCCAAGACACAAAAUCUGGAAUCUUGUUCACAGCAAAACAGAUGCAGAACUGUAGAUUAAAGAACACAAGAGCAAAUAAAACACUGGAAAGCACCACAGAUAGCCCAAAUGAAGAAGAGCACAAAGAGAGUACUGAUCAGCAAGGUGCUCUUGAGACUUUCAGUUUUAGGGUUAAGUCAACCUCGUUUACCAACGAGAAAGUUGGCUCAUUUGUAAGUGAUGCCCAUCACAGAGUUAAGCGAGGGUCACAACAGCUCGAACAAGCAGUAUUCUCAAACAGGCAGGACCAAGGAAUUACAUGCCCUUUGAUUAAGGACACAGACAAACGUGUUACUAUUAAUAGCACACCCCUAAAUCGUACAGUUUCUGAACAGUCGUUUGAAUACCAAAAUGACAGCCAAAGGGCAGUAGUCGAUAGUCUAAACUCGGAUGACAGUGAAGCCAGUGAUAUUAAUGAAAGGUUAGCGCGCUCCGGUCAGUAUCAAAAGAGGUUCAGUCUCCCCUACUACGGGCGCCCUGAUAAGCUUAUUGCGCAGAGAGAGGAGCUCUCGCAAGAGAAUAUCCUACCUCGCCCUGCGGGGAUUUCUACGUUGGGGACCCGGUUACUUCGGAGGUUAACCGCCCCUGAGUUUCUGAGACUGGUAAAAGAGUUUCCGUCUGACUCUGAGUCCGGGAGAGGGAAGAUGUCUAGAUCGGAGACCUAUCCACUUUCCAAAACGCACCAGAAAGUCAACAAUCAGGCCAGCAUUGACAGCAUCAGCGGGGUUAAAUGUGAGUUUGAAAACAACGGAGCCAACGUGGUCUAUUAUGUAUAAUAAUAUAACUAAUGUUAUACACAACAGGAUAUGUUGAAAAUUAAUUUUACUGUAGCAAAAAGCCUUGAAGAAAGGCGGGGAUGCCUUUUUGUAACUUGGAUAUUGUAUGUGGGAUACUCGAAUGUAGAUGGGAACUGUAAUAUUCCGGUAUCCAGGUAUCCAUAGUACAAACUGAGAUGUAGCUACUAAAAUCAGAGAAUGAAGCUUUUUGAAAUAUAAAUAUACACUACGCUGUAUUUUAAACAUAUUUGUACAAAUACAUUUUGCAAUAGCAUUUUUGGGUUAUGCAAAUAGGUUAUGUGAAUCGUCUACAAAUAAUAUUCAUGCUAAAAAGACUUUUAAUUGUAAAAAGUCAGCCGACCUGUGUUUAAAAUUAGGUCCAUUCUAAAAAUGUUACUUCACAACAAAGCUGUCACAGCCAAUGCCACUCUCCACUUCUGUAAUAUGACGUAUACUUUUCAAAUUGAUACAGUGUGUAUCAAACACGUUUGUCUUACUUUGGUAAAUGAAAUGCUCUUGUACAGUCAUUUGUGUUUUGAUAAUAAAGGGUAACCUUUUAAGUUCUGUUUAGCCUUUAGACUUACAAGCACACCAACUGUACAGCAAGAACAUUGUUUUCUGUUGUCAAUGUCCUGUAUCUUUAAAAUAAAAUGAUAAUAAUAAAAAAAAAUAAAAGAA
Molecule: messenger RNA, 2431 nt
Organism: Acipenser ruthenus (sterlet)
Lineage: Eukaryota; Metazoa; Chordata; Actinopteri; Acipenseriformes; Acipenseridae
Product: ankyrin repeat domain-containing protein 50-like
Exons: 1
Coding region: 122-1753 (543 amino acids)
Molecular function (GO): protein binding
Source: RefSeq, a predicted model, not a curated record